UAAAUAAAAAAGCCACUGUACUGUGAUAUCAUUCGCAACGGAGUUGAGGCUAGAAGCACAUAACGUUGUUUUAAAACCCAGUCCGGAAAACAGGAAACAUGUCGAUGACAUUUUUUACCCUAGCGUUUGGUGUGCUCGCCAUCGCUUCAGGGACAUUUGCCCUGACUUGCUACUACUGCGUAUUGGGCAACGCCGUCUGCGGGGAACCGUUUGACGCGUUUGCAAAGGGUGUAUAUAUCAUUUCUAAUUGCACCAGUUGCUCGAAGAUUACAAUUGGUAGCAUCGUUUCCAGAGGUUGCGGGACCGCAUUUAACGGCUGCAAAGAUGAUGUCUCGGGACAAAGCACGUGUAACUGCUUCACGAACCUCUGCAAUGGCAGCAGCCACAUAACCGUUACCAUCGGAACUGUGCUGCUCGGCCAUGUGAUCAUGAUUUUAAAGAACCUGUUUUAAUUUCUAAAUAACCAGAUGAUCUCACUGUAUAUGCUCUUUUCUUACAAAAAUAUUUCAAGACAUUUUGACCUGAUUUCUACUCAGACAUAUCUAUGACAUAAAAUUAAACUUCCCUUUAACAAAAAUUGUUGACAACUAUCCAUAAAACAUGCAAUGAAAGAGUAUUGACUUACCUUUGUUUUAAAAAGGUCGCUUUACAUUUAAACCAAGAGGCUACUACCUUGUUUACUACCUUAUGUUGAACAUUUGCAGCUACUACAAAUAAUUUCGUUUAAACCUAUGUAUUUUAUAUCGAUUGAAGUUGAAGUUGAGCUUACUGGUUCAUGUUUUGAUUCCUUUCAUUUGUUUUGUUUUGUUUUUAUUGUGUUGCCUCUUUCCUUUUUUAUUUGUCUGAGAAAUUUGCAUCUUGAUUUCUUUCAUUUGCUUUAUAAGGUUUUCAUUAUGAUGCCUUUUUUUGCUUUUGCUUUGUUUGAGCUUAACUGUAUGUAUAUAUAAUACUGGUGAUACUUCAACAGUUUUUUGUCGUACAUUUCAUUUGAUAUCCUGUUGUAGUGCUUUCUGAAUUGUACAUCUUUCUUGAUUAGACUAUGUGUGUGAUGUGGAUUAAUCAAUGCUUCUUUGCUCAUCAUUCGCCUUUUGAAGCUCUGAAACAGUGCUAGUUACACAUGCGGGAUAAUCAUUUCAGCAUUAGUAUUGUAUUAUUUUGCUUUUAGAAUGAUAUUGUAUUUUUCAUUCAUUAGUGUUGUAUUUUGUUGCUUUUAUUAUGUGAAAUUUGCUGAUCGGUUCCCUUCAAAUCUGAUUUGAGGUGAUAAUUUCCUUUAAGCCCUUUUUAUUUUGUGGCACUUUUGUGUUCCAUUUUCUCUGUCAGCAUUUUUACACCUUUUCUUUCCUUUUAGGCCCCUUCCUUGGGUCAAGAUCAGCAAUCUUUCACACAGCUCUUUAAUUUUGAAUGUAUAGUACUGAUAUUACAUUUCUGCUUCUAUUUUAAUAAUGUGCUAUAGGAAUACUGCUUUAAUUAUGCUUUUUGUGUGUUUUAUUAUAAUAACUAUUUCUCAUGUAUGACAUGUAUUAAUUAUGUGUUGCAAUUUGCUACUGUUUGUUAGGUCGGUCAAAAGCUAUACAUAGCUUAUGUUAUACACAUGUUAUUUCAUACCGACAAUAAAUAAAUUUCUAUUUGAUUUGGUUUGAUUGUGUGUGCACUGUUUAUCCCCAGAUUUGUGUUAUAGAGAUAACUUAGACAAAAUAACAACAACAUGUCUCUUUUUUGAUGUUCUGAAAGCAUUAAAAAUACUAUAAAAAUGGUAAAAUGAGAACUAGUUAAUAUAAAAUAAAAUUUGCAAUCACCAUGGUAACCAAUGAAUAUUGUUUGAAUAUCGAGUACCUAACACACUAAGAAUAUAUUUUCAUGUUGGAAG
This is a messenger RNA of Dreissena polymorpha, 1867 nucleotides long. RefSeq lists its product as uncharacterized. The coding region runs from base 99 to 452 and encodes 117 amino acids. The record is from RefSeq and is a predicted model, not a curated record. Lineage: Eukaryota; Metazoa; Mollusca; Bivalvia; Myida; Dreissenidae. The transcript is spliced from 3 exons.